GCUCUGAGCUCCCAGCUUUGAUUCCGACUGCUGCAAACAGAAAGUUUCCUGGAAGCCGGACUGCGGUCCCAAGCAGAGAAGCUGAAAUCGGGUCCUGAGCGCUGAUCCCGGCUACAGCUCCAUCCCCGUAGCACUUCAGCACCGCACAGGCUUUUUUUUAUUUUAUUUUUCACACGUUCUUGCCUUCUGUUUUUGCUGGAAGCUCCAUCGCUAUUGAGAGGCAAAUUUUUGCCAUCUGGCAAGGCAGCCUGGAGAGGAACAAGAGAGAGAGUAAAAAAACAACACACAAUGUGCAUGAGCACACACACACAAAACUCUGGAGACUGGAGAAGACAAAAAGGAGAGGAGAGGAGAGGAGAGGAGAGGAGAGGAGAGGAGAGGAGAGGAGAGGAGAGGAGAGGAGAGGAGAGGUUCAAUGCAGGCAGGUCCGUGUGUGCGUGCAGGGAUGUGGGGAACGGUUGCAGGCAGAGGAAGGCGUGACCUGCAUGGAAAAUGCCAGACAACCCCAGACACACACACAUAGACGCGCACACGCUCGCAAGCCUCCGGACAGCGAUAAGGCGGACAGCGGAGCGCGGGGAAGCAGCAGUCCCCGCCGCCCAGCCCGCAGCGGGGGCUCUCCUCUCCCAGCGGCAGGAUGAGGUACCCCCUGGCCUGGUCCGUGUUUGCCUGGCUGCUCGGAGCGGUGGGUGCAGUUGAGCUGACUGAAAUGUUUGGAGAGAUCCGCUCUCCAAACUUCCCCGAUUCCUAUCCCAGUGACUCAGAAGUGACGUGGAACAUCUCCGUGCCUGAGGGAUUUAAAAUCAAGCUGUACUUCAUGCAUUUUGACUUGGAGUCAUCCUACCUCUGUGAAUACGAUUACGUGAAGAUUGAAGCAGAGGACCAGGAGCUGGCAACCUUCUGUGGCAGGGAGACAACAGACACCGAGCAGGCUCCCGGGCAGCAAGUCAUCCUGUCCCCAGGGCCCUAUAUGGGGCUCACCUUCAGGUCCGACUUCUCCAACGAGGAGCGCUUCACUGGAUUCGACGCGCAUUACACGGCCGUGGAUGUGGAUGAGUGCCUGGAGAAAAGUGACGAGGAGCUGGCGUGUGACCACUACUGCCACAACUACAUCGGCGGGUACUACUGCUCCUGUCGCUUCGGAUACAUCCUGCACUCCGACAACAGGACCUGCAAAGUGGAGUGCAGUGACAACCUGUACACCCAGAGGAGUGGAGUGGUCACCAGUGCUGACUUCCCCAGUCCCUACCCCAAGAGCUCAGACUGCCUGUACCGUAUUGAGCUAGAGGAUGGCUUCUUCAUCACCCUCAGCUUUGAGGAUAGCUUUGAUGUGGAAGACCACCCCGAGGUGACCUGUCCCUAUGACUACAUCAAGAUCAAAGCUGGCCAGAGGGAGUUUGGCCCUUUCUGUGGAGAAAAGUCCCCAGGACGCAUUGAAACCCAAACCAACAGUGUGCAGAUCCUCUUCCACAGUGACAACUCAGGGGAGAACAGGGGCUGGAAGUUGUCGUAUACAGCAAUUGGAAACCCGUGUCCACUGGUGCAACCCCCAAUCAAUGGGAAAAUCGAGCCUUCCCAAGCCAAGUACACCUUCAAAGACCAGGUCGUCAUCAGCUGCAACACUGGCUACAAAGUGCUGAAGGAUAACCUGGAAAGUGACUCCUUCCAGAUCGAGUGUCUGAAGGAUGGGACAUGGAGCAACAAGAUCCCCAUCUGCAAAAUUGCUGACUGCCAAGCGCCGCCAGAGCUGGAGCACGGCUUUGUCACCUUCCUCUCCAGGAACAACCUCACCACGUACCGUGCAGCCAUCCAGUACCACUGCCAGCACCCCUACUACCACAUGGCCCCCAACAGCACCGCCACAUACACGUGUGAUGCAUCGGGGGUUUGGAGGAGCGAGGAGCUGGGCACCGCACUGCCAUCCUGCCGACCAGUGUGUGGCCGGCCAGCCCGUGCUCUGCCCGGGAUCAUCAAGCGCAUCAUCGGGGGGCGAAAUGCAGAGCCUGGCUUCUUUCCCUGGCAGGCCCUGAUAGUGGUGGAGGACAUGUCCCGAGUGCCCAACGACAAGUGGUUCGGCAGCGGGGCCCUGCUCUCAGACUCCUGGGUGCUGACAGCCGCUCACGUGCUGCGCUCCCAGAGGCGGGACAAGACUGUCAUUCCCGUCUCCAAGGAGCACGUCACUGUGUACCUGGCCCUUCAUGAUGUGAGGAACAAGUUGGAGGCUGUCAACAGGACAGUAGAGAGGAUCAUCCUCCACGAGGAUUUUGACAUCCAGAACUACAAUCAUGACAUUGCUCUCGUCAAGCUGAAGGAAAAGGUGACCAUGGGGAAUUACGUCAUGCCCAUCUGCCUGCCCCAGUUUGAGCAUGAGCUAGAAGGACCUCACCCCAAUACACUGGGGCUGGUGGCUGGCUGGGGAAUCUCCAAUCCCAACAUCACUGUGGAUGAGAUCAUCAGCUCAGGCAUGAGGACACUAUCCGACAUCCUGCAAUACGUCAAGCUCCCAGUGGUGCUGCAUGCAGAGUGCAAGACCAGCUACGAGUCCCGCUCGGGGAACUACAGCGUGACCGAGAACAUGUUCUGUGCUGGAUACUAUGAAGGUGGGAAGGACACUUGUUUGGGAGACAGCGGAGGAGCCUUUGUCAUUCAGGACCCAGGAACCAGGAGAUGGGUGGCCCAAGGGCUGGUCUCGUGGGGUGGUCCAGAGGAGUGCGGCAGCAAACAAGUGUAUGGUGUGUACACCAAAGUCUCCAACUAUGUGGACUGGGUGGAGAAGAACACAGGCUCCUCAGAGAGGUGGACAUUUCUGGACCCUGAUCUGGAGAGAUGAGUGACUAAGCACUGCCUGCUGACACAGCUUUCUUUGUUUGUUGUCCUUUAAUAUGCUCCAGACUCCGGUCUUUCGCAAGCAGUAGCCAUGAUGCUCAACCGCACUUCGGCUGGACUUUGCCAGCCAACCACAUCAUUCCUUUCACUUGGUCCCAAAUCCCUUUGCUUUCACUCUGAGGAAAUGCUUGCUAGGGAGCUGGGGAAAGGGAUUAAAGGGUGAGAUCUCAUCUAGCAUUGCUAGCUCAUGUUGCCAGGCUUGGUGUUUAACCUCUUCAAUGCAGACUUGGGUAGUCUUGUGUGGCAAAGCAUUCGUUCUUGCAAAACCCAAGUCCCUUUUAGUUGUACUUCAGACCAUUCUUCUGGCUGAUUUACAGGUUACUGAAGGUUUCCAUGUUUUGUUCAUGGCUCUUCUGGCCUAUUGCAGGUGUCCAAGACUCACCCCAAUCCAUCCAACACUCCAUAAAGUUUCACAUCUCCCCUACCAUGACACACACAGACAAUAAUCCCCACCAAGGAACAAAUUCAGGUGAGCUUAGCUUCCUUAGGCAGAGACAUCACCUCCUUCACUUGCCAGCAAAGCCCUCCUAUAGCUGGAAGCAACAUGCAGCAAUUGCCUGCUGUCCCCUCUGAGUGCUUUUAGCCUCCUUUGGACUUCUCCUCCUCCUCCUUCGGUUUUGCAUGCAAGGAAUGAGUCAAAAUUGAACCAACCACCCUGCCAUUUUGUUACCAUCCAAAAAGCCAUUCGUAGUGUAGGUAGAGGAGCAGAAGGCCUAAGGAAGAUCUAACUUGCAGACAUGCUAAGAACUGUACUCUUGGCUAUGUCAUAUAACAUAAGGUAUUUUUAUAUAUAUAUUUCUUUUUGAUACUACAUUCUGCAGAAUAUCUGAUUACAUGUAAGGAUGGUUCUGUGUAAUCUUCAUCCUGAGAAUAAAAUUAAAUGUUAAUAUUUACUGAGUUCAUGCCCUGAGGCUUUUAUUCCAGGCAGGAAAUGGUCAAGGAGUGAAGGCAAAGGAUGGUCACAAAUCUGUCCCAUGCACUUCUGCUCCUUCUCCAUGGCAUCUGCUCUGUGUCCAUGUCAGACCUUAUCAACGACCUCAGCUCCACACAGUUCAACUCUACAUUGCACACAAUCUUCCCAUGGCCAAGACAGAAUACAGAAAAUGAAGGAGAUGAGAUCCAGUGGUGGUUAUUGCUGGAGAAUCAACCCUGAUGAAUGGACUACAUACUCCCAACAAGCAAUGCAAGCAAGUCCUGUCUGCAUUUUAGGGAUAAGCUAUGCAGCUCUGGGUCUCACAUUGUCUAGUGUCAUCCUGCCCACCCAUGUAUAGCAGUGCUACAAAUUACCAGCUUGCUUAAGUGGAUGAAUCUCCAGAGCCUUCAUUCAGGUACAAAAGGCAGUCAUGCAGUCACUGGGAACACACAGAUUGCAGGCAGUUGGAAAUGGUCUCCAGUGACUGCCAAGUGCAGAGAAGCCCACUGAUGCC
Messenger RNA from Lagopus muta (rock ptarmigan), 4313 nucleotides. RefSeq names its product MBL associated serine protease 1 (gene MASP1). The transcript is spliced from 11 exons. NCBI's taxonomy places the organism in Eukaryota, Metazoa, Chordata, Aves, Galliformes, Phasianidae. Gene Ontology annotation, cellular component: blood microparticle; extracellular region. The coding region runs from base 638 to 2830 and encodes 730 amino acids. The record is from RefSeq and is a predicted model, not a curated record. Gene Ontology annotation, molecular function: serine-type endopeptidase activity; calcium ion binding. Gene Ontology annotation, biological process: zymogen activation; complement activation.